AUGGAUGGUGGCAAGAGUGUUUACCAGCACACCUCUGGAGGAAAUGAUAAAAUCGUCUCUCUGCCCUCCCUCUGCCCUCCCUCUGCCCUCCCUCUGCCCUAUGCCCUCUCUCUGCCCUCCCUCUGCCCUCCCUCUGCCCUCCCUCUACCCUCCCUCUGCCCUCCCUCUGCCCUCUCUCUGCCCUCCCUCUGCCCUCCCUCUGUCCUCAAUCCACCCUCCCUCUGCCCUCCCUCUGCCCUCCCUCUGCCCUCCCUCUGCCCUCCCUCUGCCCUCCCUCUGUCCUCCCUCUGCCCUCCCUCUGCCCUCCCUCUUCCCUCCCUCUGCCCUCCCUCUGCCCUCCCUCUGCCCUCCCUCUGCCCUCCCUCUGCCCUCCCUGUGCCCUCCCUGUGCCCUCCCUGUGCCCUCCCUCUGCCCUCCCUCUGUCAUCCCUCCAUCCUCCCUCUCCGCAUCACCCCCUCAGGGCUAGGCGAGAUGAUGCCAACGCAGCUGUGGGAGACGACGCUGGACCCCAGCCAGAGGCGGCUGAAGCUCAUCACGGUGGACGAGGAGGCACAGGCCAGUGUCACCCUCUCCGUGCUCAUGGGGGAUAAGGUGCGCUCAUAG
Messenger RNA from Closterium sp. Naga37s-1, 603 nucleotides. The record is from the annotation of a GenBank genome assembly. Lineage: Eukaryota; Viridiplantae; Streptophyta; Zygnematophyceae; Desmidiales; Closteriaceae.